AUGACGGACCUUGAAGGUGGCGGGACGGAGUCCAUCAAGGAUCUCUUGUCGUCGAAUGGAGGGAGGAAUACGUCGCUCUUCACCUCGAACCAACAACGAGGUGUCGGCGAGUUGCGUAGACUCGAGUACAGCAUGAUCAUGCCAGCAGCUCAGCUGCACCGCCGUAGGGAGCUACGACAACGAGAGCACCUUGCUGUCUCGGAUGGCAGGAAAGCAGCCACUAUGGACCCGAACACGCUGUCGGAUCAGUUCAACAAUCUGCGCAUCACUGGCCCAGGGCUCCCGCACAAGACACGCGACGACAUCGUUCACCUUGAAGCGGUGGCAGCAAUCAAGAGAACUUCAUGUCAGGAAGCAGCCGGCCGACUUGUCAACGGAGAUGUGGAUCGUCAGUCCAGUCAAGGAGAGACUGGGGCCCCAAAACCCUCUCUGAUCGUUUGCCUUCCUAUCGCUGUGGACGCAUUGGUCCUGGAGAAAGCCAAUCGCGCCAUCCGGAGCUUCCUUCACACGCAAUCCCAUGUUGCUAUACAACUCGGCCAUGACAUCUUCAUUCAACUCGACAAGGCCUCCUCGAAGAAAGGAUUGACGACGGCCGAAGCUGAACUCUACCAACGCAAGAAAUGCGCGAGCAAAGCCACGAAGAAGAGCAGACCUGCAGGGGUGUCAUGGUUGGCACCAGGCGUUGCGUUUCCCUUUCUGGGCUCGAUGAGAGACGCUACAGUUAGCAACAUCCAGGGAGCGUCGAGCGAUGACAAAAGCAACACCGACUCGGUUCCGGAGCUGUCUGCUCGCGAAGUCGUUCUGGGCACCACUGAACUGCUGGAGAACAUUCUCAUCCAUCUUCCACCUAACACGAUCCUGGUUUGCCAGAGAAUCUGCCGGACUUUCAAAAACUGUUACGGGUCUUCCAAGCAAUUGAAGUUGAAAACCUUUGAGAAGGUCCGCAAGAUUCUUCCGUAUCGGUAUCCCAAGUACCUUGUCAACAACGGGAGACCACGCCUGCCCUUCGCCAUGAAUCCCAACUUCUUCACCCUCGCGCCGAUCACGGUCCUCCGUCGGCCAGACACUCUCGUAUGGAGGUUGCAGGCACCGCUCGGUGUCGAGGAAAUGCUCUUCGCGAUGAGCUCAGAUGAAGCACCUGUGCUAUGUCUGCGCUUCAACGAUCAACGAGUCGAUACAUCUUGGCUGCGACCGUACAUCGGCUCGUGGACCAAACAGCACCUCACGGACCCCGCGUUUGCACUUAACGUUCGCCUGGCGUUCACCGAGACCAGAAGCGAGAACAGCGGCAAGCUUCUAGUCAAGAAGAGUGCAAUCGUUUCGUGGGAUCAAACUAUGUCUUACAUUGGGUAUCUUCUCCUCAUGUGCAGCAGAGUCAACGAGUUCCUGGUGAAUCGCCUCUUCACCCUUCCGGCGUAUUGUGCCGACCUGUGGGAGUACCUACUCAUGGAUAUAGAGGCGGACACCGAAGAGCAACCUCUCAUCAAUGCCAUGGAAGAGUCCGCGACGUUUCUGAGCUGCACUAUUGUGACACAACAGUUCCCAAGAAAACUGAACUAG
This is a messenger RNA of Zasmidium cellare ATCC 36951, 1560 nucleotides long. RefSeq lists its product as uncharacterized. The record is from RefSeq and is a predicted model, not a curated record. The transcript has a single exon. NCBI's taxonomy places the organism in Eukaryota, Fungi, Ascomycota, Dothideomycetes, Mycosphaerellales, Mycosphaerellaceae. Gene Ontology annotation, molecular function: protein binding. Bases 1 to 1560 code for a protein of 519 amino acids.